AUGGCUAACGUGAGAAAAAAGCGAAUAUGUGUGGUCUGUGCAUACGUGUUGAUAUACCUCAUAGUGAUCGUCACUCGCACCGAUAUUAACAUUCCUUUGGAGCAAUCAAAGGAAGAUUACCGUGAUGGAGUUGAAUUUCCACAGCAGGUGCGUAGCUCCAGGAUUAUAUGGCCAGAAGACUCGAGGGAAGAGGACCGCAUUAUCGAUCAGAUUACGUUUUUCCCUCGGACCACGGAGAAGACUCGGACACGAGUGAUCUACUUAGCGACCGAUUUGCUGCCAUGGCUUGAUGGUGGUGAUCAUCUAAAAGGCGACGAGUUCCGUGACUGCAUCGCUCGAAACUGUAAAUUGACCAUUGAUCACGGUGAGGGAGCUUCUGCUGAUGCUGUCAUCGUUCACGGCAGAGCACCUCCAUUUGGACGCCACCACACAUCUCAGAUUUGGAUUUUCUAUAGCCUUGAAUCGCCAAUGAACACGCCUGAUCUCAGCGCCUUGGGGGACGGAAUCAAUUGGACCGCGACCUACCGCAUGGACUCUGACAUCGUCGCACCAUACGGCAAGUUUCUUCUCUACGAUACUGACGCUAAGCCGUCUGUUGAUCCUCAUCAUAAGAACUACGCUGAGGGAAAGACACGACUGGCAGCGUGGUUCGCCUCCAACUGCUUCACCAGCAACCACAGAUUGGAGUAUAUAAACGAAUUGAUGCGUUUUAUGCCCGUGGAUACCUUCGGCAAAUGUGGCCACCUCCGAUGUGGGCAUUAUAGUGACAAAUGCCCACAGCUAUUGAAGCAAAGGUAUAAAUUCUACCUAGCGUUCGAAAAUUCCAACUGCAGAGAAUACAUCACUGAAAAACUUUUCCUCAACGCCUUUAAGUAA
Soboliphyme baturini is the source of this 876-nucleotide messenger RNA. Lineage: Eukaryota; Metazoa; Nematoda; Enoplea; Dioctophymatida; Soboliphymatidae. The record is from the annotation of a GenBank genome assembly.